Messenger RNA from Anopheles stephensi (Asian malaria mosquito), 1110 nucleotides. Its product is annotated as cuticle protein CP14.6-like. NCBI's taxonomy places the organism in Eukaryota, Metazoa, Arthropoda, Insecta, Diptera, Culicidae. The transcript has 2 exons. The record is from RefSeq and is a predicted model, not a curated record. Gene Ontology annotation, molecular function: structural constituent of chitin-based larval cuticle. Gene Ontology annotation, cellular component: chitin-based extracellular matrix. The coding region runs from base 281 to 820 and encodes 179 amino acids.
CGGCUGGCUGCGUCGGCUUCGGAUUGUUCGGCGUUCGGAUGAAGGAAGAUGCGCUGGGCGUUUGAUUAUCUGCAUACGAAAUACUCUUACGGCGUGGCCUUUUCUUUCUCGCACCAGCUCUCUUCUUUUCGCUCUUUUCUCCUUGCGGGAAGUGAAAUGUCGUGCAGCUCAGCCAGCCCGGUCGAAGAAGAAUGCUUGAUCGGGAGGGAAUCGUCGAAGCCGUCGAAGAGGUGGCAGAUUUUCACCGGCUUGGUAUAAAAGCUCGUACCUGGCAUCCGGAAUGAUAACAGUAACCGCUUGCAGCAGCAACCAAGAGCAUCGUGCUUUUCAGCCCACUCCCGUAGAGCCAACGCAACAAGCCUUGAACAUGUACAAACAAUCGAUUGUCGUGCUGUCGUGCGUCGUCGCACUGGCCUUUGCCGCACCACCGGCCCCGCUCCAGAAACGCUCACCGGCCGGCGGUCCCGAUGCGGAAGCUACCGUGGUGGCGCAGGACCAGAUCAUUAACGAGGGUGGCUCGUACGCGUACAACUACGAAACGAGCAACGGCAUCAAGGCGCGCCAGACGAGCGACAACGGCGUCACGGCGACUGGCGAGUACUCGUUCGUCGGACCGGACGGUGCUUCCUACUCGGUCGUGUACGUCGCCGACGAGAACGGAUUCCAGCCGCAGGGCGCUCAUCUGCCGACCGAGCCGCCAGCACCCGAGCACGUCAUCAAGCUACUGGAGGAUCUGCGCGCCAACCCGCCAUCCGACCCCGAGUUCGAUCUGGCCUCGCUGGAAGCUACUCUGGCCCGACUCCGCGCCACCCAGGGCUAAAAGGGGAAACUGUCCCGGCCGGGUCCCAGCACGAUCAACGGAUGAUUUGUACAUAGCUUCAAUCGACCGCGUUGGGCUCUCCCUUGUACAUACAACCCAGCACACCGGAGACGCAUCGUACCUGUACACCACCGUACACCUCCCGAUCGUACAGCCGCGGUGGGGAGACGUUCCUCUACCCGCGGAACGCCAACUCCCCCGCGUCACCCCGAUCGGAUCGUCGAAUAGUUAAAUGUAGUAGUUUCAAUUUAGAUCCAAUUCUAGCACCAAUAAAUGAAUGAACGAACAAA